UUUUUUUUUUUUUUUAACACGGACAAGGACAGAGUGGUCAACUGUGCUGAUAGAUCAGAAAUAAAUAUAGUACUGUAAACUGCACGUCGCGAGACAUAUAAGGAACAUGUCAGUAGACCAUAGCAAGCCGAACCUCAGCCAAUCUCAGGCAGCAGACAUUGUGAAGAAACAUUACAAGUUGACACUCUCUCAACUGCGCACCCUACCCAGCUAUGAUGACCAAAACUUCUGUAUUGAGACUGUCGAAGGUGGCGAGUAUGUGCUGAAGAUUAUGAAUUUAGUGCACACAAAGGACCCCACCUUGAUAGAACUUCAAACUUAUGCAAUGAACUUUCUACACAAAAAAGGACUUCCUACCCAAACAGCCCAGAAAACAACCAUGGGACAGGUCAUGUUUCUUGAAGCUAUCGAUUGUGGCUACGGUUUACAGAAGUACCUGGUGCGCCUGUUGACUUAUUUGCCAGGAAUCCCUAUUGCCAACAUCCCUUCCUCACCACAGCUAUUAUAUGAAGUAGGCCGGACAGCAGCCAAUAUGGACAAUGUCCUCAAUAAGAUGGAACAUCCUCAACUUAGUGCGCUGCAGAGGGAUGGGUUCAUAUGGAGUUUGUCCAAUAUUCCCCUUCUGCUGAAAUACAUAAACGUACUCGAUGGAGACCCUCUCUUGGAGGUUGUGAAAUCUGUCCUCCAUCAGUACAAAACGGUUGUGGCCCCUCAAUCUUCCAGUUUUCGCACAUGCCUCAUUCAUGGAGACUUCAAUGAUCUCAAUGUGCUGGUGCAAGCUGAUGAUAGCAAUGGCCAUAAGAUUUCUGGUAUAAUUGAUUUUGGGGAUAUGAGCUUUGGUUAUUAUGUCUUUGAGCUCGCUAUCACCAUCAUGUACAUGAUGCUGGAACACCCCAACCCCAUUGAAGUGGGUGGACCCAUCCUAGCGGGCUGGGAAAGCGUUUUCCCCCUAAACGCAGCAGAGAGAGACUGCCUCUUUUGGUUGGUCCUGUCACGCCUCUGCCAGUCAUUAGUGAUUGCUCGUUAUUCGGUGACUCUGCAUCCUGAAAAUGAAGAGUAUCUGAUGAUUUCAUCCAAGAAAGGCAUUCCAAUUUUACACAAGUUCUUUGAGAUGGGAAAGGAGCAAGUGGAGAAAGUGUGGUUCCAAAGUGCUGCUCAGUUCAAAGACAGAAACUAGGCCAGACAAGAUAUUCUCAAGUACAAUCAAAACAAUAUCUGUAUAAAAUAAAGAUUUUCAAUUAUUUGUUAGGUCAUCUCA
Syngnathus typhle (broad-nosed pipefish) is the source of this 1258-nucleotide messenger RNA. RefSeq names its product hydroxylysine kinase, tandem duplicate 2 (gene hykk.2). Bases 107 to 1177 code for a protein of 356 amino acids. The record is from RefSeq and is a predicted model, not a curated record. Gene Ontology annotation, molecular function: amino acid kinase activity. NCBI's taxonomy places the organism in Eukaryota, Metazoa, Chordata, Actinopteri, Syngnathiformes, Syngnathidae. The transcript has 5 exons.